UUCUUCCGCACCAAAGUCCCACUCUUACUCCGAGAUUUGAGUUCUCACUCGGCGAUUUUCAGAUUUGGAAGUUAAUAUAGCCACCGUAGGCGGCGGAGGAAAUGGGUAUUUGCAUAUCUUCCGAUUCGACACCCGUAGCGACGGCGAAGCUGAUUUUACAGGACGGGAGGUUACAGGAAUUUCCGUACCCUGUUAGAGUGUCUUAUGUAUUGCAGAAGAAUCCCAUGUGUUUCAUCUGCAACUCCGAUGAAAUGGAAUUUGACGAUGUCGCUUCGGCAGUCAGCGAGGAUGAUGAGCUGCAACUGGGCCAGCUCUACUUUGCGUUGCCAUUGAAUUGGCUGAAGCAUCCGCUGAGAGCCGAAGAAAUGGCCGCAUUGGCAGUGAAAGCGAACUCUGCUCUAAUGAACAGUGGCAAAAAAUAUGGGUGCCGCCAAAAAUCGGGGUCUCCUCUGGUGUUCUCCGCCAUAGAGCCUCAGCGGAAGAAGGCCACCUCCGGCGGUGCUAGGAGGAGAGGGAAGCCGAGAAAAUUCAAGGCCAUGUUGAGCGCAAUACCGGAAUGAAAAGGGUAUUUCUGGAAUGAGUGGUAGAAGGUGUAAAUAAUGUCAUGGUUCGAGGAUCUGUUAGUCAGAUUAUUGUGCCCCAAGUGAGGGUUGUAUUCCAAUUUUGUCCCUUAUUUGGGCAGAUGAAAUGUUGAAAUACCUUCUUUUUUUUUUCUUUUUUUUUUUAAUUUUUACUCUUUUCCUUAAUUAAAACCACAUGGUGUAU
Messenger RNA from Rubroshorea leprosula, 765 nucleotides. The record is from the annotation of a GenBank genome assembly. Lineage: Eukaryota; Viridiplantae; Streptophyta; Magnoliopsida; Malvales; Dipterocarpaceae.